Molecule: messenger RNA, 1404 nt
Organism: Spinacia oleracea (spinach)
Lineage: Eukaryota; Viridiplantae; Streptophyta; Magnoliopsida; Caryophyllales; Amaranthaceae
Product: gamma-glutamylcyclotransferase 2-1
Exons: 9
Coding region: 492-1160 (222 amino acids)
Biological process (GO): glutathione catabolic process
Cellular component (GO): cytoplasm
Molecular function (GO): glutathione specific gamma-glutamylcyclotransferase activity
Source: RefSeq, a predicted model, not a curated record
AACACAUAAAUUAUACUCCUAACACGUAAUUACUCCUAAUACGUAAUUAAACACUUAUAAAAAGAAUACUCGUAAUUCAAACUAAUUACACACCUACCUUACCAAAUACGUGGGCAUGUGGGCCCACAUAAAUUAACUUCAUUUCUUCUUUUUUUUAAUUGUUUUUUUUUAAAAAUUUAAAUUUCACAAUUUUUGUUGUCAAUAUAAAUACUUCAUCACCCCAACCGUAUUUCCCCCUCUCAGAAAAACACCAUUGCUGCGUAGAGUUGAAGAGAGAGAAAGGGGGCAAUAGCAUUUCCGUUUUAGAGAGAGAAAGAUAAAUAUCCGCCGAAAAGGAAGAAAUUAGGGUUUCACGUUUCUCUCACUACUCUAUCUCUCUUUCUCUCUCUACGUCUGUUCCCUAAUUUACCGCGACCAGAUUGCGUAUUUGUUCGAUUUUCCGUUUCAAUUUGAUCGCAUUGUGUUUCUGAGCUAAUUUCAGAUAUUCAGCCAUGGUGUUCUGGAUUUUUGGCUAUGGUUCAUUGGUGUGGAACUUUGGUUUCCAAUAUGAUGAGAAAGUGAUUGGUUAUAUCAAGGAUUACAAACGGGUUUUUGAUCUUGCAUGCAUUGACCACCGAGGUACACCUGAACACCCAGCCAGAACUUGUACUUUGGAGUACAGCGAAGGAACACUAUGUUGGGGUGCCGCAUAUUGUGUAAGAGGAGGUCCUGAAAUAGAAGCUGCAGCGAUGCAGUAUUUGGAGCGUAGGGAGUGUGAGUACGAUCACAAGAUAACUGUUGAUUUCUACAAGGAAGGGGAGGAUCUUGAGCCUCUAGUUACUGAAGUGAUAGUUUUCAUGUCAACUCCUGAUACAGUAUCUAACAAAUACUAUUUGGGGCCAGCUCCACUGGAUAAGAUGGCCUGGCAAAUUGCAACUGCAAUUGGACCAUGUGGUAACAACAGAGAGUAUCUUUUCUUGCUUGAAAAGGCUUUGCGUGAGAUCGAUCAUGAGGAUGAUUAUGUGAUUGAGCUAGCCAACGAGGUGAGGAGGGUACUUGACGUUGUGAAGGGAGCAACAAAGGAGAAAAAGCUCGUUGCAGCACCACACGUGACUGUUAAGGAUCAUAUUCCAUCCCUUCAACUUCUUCCACGUCAAGAAACUGUAGCAAUGGACUCGUAACUACACCAAUAAAUUAAUUGUAGGAAGUUAAAGGUGCUCCUAACAACUGCAGUUUUCUGAUACCCUCUUUAGUUUCCUCUUACUCAUUGUAGGCAAAGAGUAAUACUUGUAUCCUAACAUGGAAGAGAUAUAUAUCAGCGGCUUGUCCGUUAGCUUGUUAGCCCUUUGCUUUGACCGCAAUGAGGCAAUUAUGUACUGUAAGACAUUUGACAUGGAAGUUAUGUGAACCCAGAAUUUCCGCCUA